Psylliodes chrysocephalus is the source of this 207-nucleotide messenger RNA. Lineage: Eukaryota; Metazoa; Arthropoda; Insecta; Coleoptera; Chrysomelidae. The record is from the annotation of a GenBank genome assembly.
AUGGGAAACGUAAAUGAAAAAGUAGACGCUGCCUCGGCUACUAAUAAUUUGCAGAAUACAGAACCCAAAAAGUUGAAAGCCUGUUGUGCAUGUCCUGAGACAAAAAGGGCAAGGGAUGCUUGUAUUAUAGAAAAUGGUGAGGAAAGUUGUAAGAACCUUAUCGAAGCUCACAAGGAGUGUAUGAGAAAGGCAGGCUUUAAUAUUUAG